Lactuca virosa is the source of this 2475-nucleotide messenger RNA. The record is from the annotation of a GenBank genome assembly. NCBI's taxonomy places the organism in Eukaryota, Viridiplantae, Streptophyta, Magnoliopsida, Asterales, Asteraceae.
GUUUAACGAAUUUAGUUGUUCGAUGAUACCGACUAGUUGGUUCGAUUGAUCAGGGAAGAAAGAAAGAAACAAAAGAGCUUAGAGCUGCUCGCCAUUCUUUUGUAGCGACACACGCCACUACCCCCUGCUCCUCCCACUUCAGACUUGCAGUAUUUUUUACGCGGCUUUCACCGCCACUUCCGGCGUCCGGCAGUCCCACAGUUCCGGCGACUUCCCUUUCCACUUGCAAGAAUGAAACACGUUAGCAGUUUUGAGCAUUCAAACCCUAGUUCGUACACUUUCCAGUGUUAGCCAUCCUUCAAGCAAAGCAAUGAGCCCCGAGUCAACCGGUCUUAUGUUCCAACUCAGAGUCGACCCGCUCACCGGUAACUCAGAGUGGGUAGUGAUUGAAGAAGAAGUCGAUGAUAUAUCCCCUAAACCAAUGCUGGCUACCACUUCUUACCUUGACAUGCUCAAUGAUGCUCCAAGAAACAAAGCGUAUCGUGACGCCAUUGAUAAAACUGUUACAAAAAACUGUCAUGUUCUUGAUAUUGGAUCUGGAACUGGCUUGCUAUCUAUGAUGGGUGCAAGGGCUAUGGGCAUUGCAGGAAUGGUGACUGCAUGUGAAUCAUACCUUCCUAUGGUGAAGUUGAUGAAGAAGGUUUUACGUGCCAAUAAUAUGGAUCAUAAGAUACGCCUUUUCAACAAGAGAUCUGAUGAGUUACAAGUUGGUGUUGACAUUGCUUCUCGUGCUCAUGUUCUUGUGAGUGAAAUUCUCGACUCACAACUCCUGGGUGAAGGCCUGAUCCCCACUCUUCAGCAUGCAUAUGACAAUCUGUUGGUGGAAAAUUAUAAAACAGUGCCUUAUAGAGCCACUACAUAUGCCCAGUUGGUGGAAAGCACUUACUUGUGGAAACUGCAUGAUCUAUUAAACAAUGAAGCAGACAUGGAAGAUGGAAUUCACCUUGUUCCAAAAGGAAAGGAGAAUGUUUUAGGAGUCAAACCUCAACAAUUUGCUAUGCAUUGUGAUGCAAUGGCUGAAGACAUUCGACUGCUGUCGGAACCUUUCAAAAUUUUUGAAUUUGAGUUUUGGAAACGGCCAGACAGUCAUGGAGAAAAGGAGGUGUAUAUAAAGGCAACUGAUGAUGGUAUAGUUCAUGCUGUUAUCUCAUGGUGGGUACUUGAGCUUGAUGCUGAAGGGGAGAUUUUUUAUUCCACAGCCCCUAAAUGGAUAGGUACUAGAAAUUGGUGUGACCAUUGGAAACAGUGUGUCUGGUUCACCAAAGGGAAAGGUUUGUCCGUAUGCAAGGACACAGAUCUUUGUAUGGAAGCUACUCAUACAGAAACCAACAUUUCAUACGGAUUCAAGGCUCAGAGAUCAUAUGUGGAUGAUGAGGAUGAGUUUAGAAGUCAAGACUCUCACAUUAUUACUCUCUCACCUGAAAGAAUUGCAAUCUAUGGAGAUAGCUACUGGAGGCUUUCCAUGUUAAAGGCCAUAAACCAUGCUUUGGAAGAGAAAGAGUCUCCUUUGUGUGUUGUUGCUGAUGAUAGUGUUUUUUUAACAAUCAGCAUUGCUCAUCUUUCCAAGAGUGCACACAUAAUAUCAUUGUUUCCUGGUAUUCGGGAGAAGGGUUUCCAAUAUUUGAAAGCUGUUGCUGAUGAAAAUGGUUACUCAAUGGAUCGAGUAGAAGUUAUAAGCAACAGGAAACAACAAUGGACUAUGGAUGAUACUCAUCAAAAGAAGGUUGAUCUCUUAAUAGCAGAGCCGUUUUAUUUUGGUGCUGAGGCGAUGCUUCCUUGGCAAAACCUGCAGUUUUGGAGCAAAAGGACGAUGCUUGAUUCUGUGUUAUCUGAAGACGUGCGCAUAAUGCCUUGCAAAGGAAUUCUCAAGGCUUGUGCAAUGUCUCUCCCGGAUCUGUGGAGAAGUCGUCGUUCCUUAGAAAAGAUUGAAGGGUUUGAUCACAGUAUGAGUGUGGUGAACUCUACUUUAGGAGCAUCUUCAAGCGAAAGCCCUUGUUUACCCUUUUUUAUCUGGCAAUGUGGAGAAGUUGAGAAACUUAGUGAUACAUGCACCAUUAUGGAGUUUGAUUUGAUGAAACCAUUGAGUUCAUGCCAUGGAAAAGCCAAGGUUGAGUUUGUAGAGGCAGGUGUGUGCCAUGGGAUUGCAGUUUGGAUAGAUUGGGUGAUGGAUUCAAGUAACAACAUUGUCAUGUCAACCGGCCCAGGAGAUUCACGGUUUUGGAAGCAAGGUGUGAAACUAUUUGCAGAGCCAUUGGAGGUAAGUGUAGGUGGUAAUGGAACAACUCUCAUUGAAGCGUAUUUUGAUUCAUCCAGUGGCCAACUUGAGCUUUCCGUCAAUGUCUGAACCUUGCUCCUUUUUGAAUUUUCUCCUCUUGCUGUAAUGUAAUGUUAUGUAGAGUCUGGGUGGGGUUUUCUUUUUUAAUUUCUACACUAUAAAUACUUAUUAAACUUUUCCCUUUUUUUAGACCUCACCUG